This is a messenger RNA of Salvelinus fontinalis (brook trout), 4729 nucleotides long. Its product is annotated as integrin alpha-6-like. Gene Ontology annotation, molecular function: integrin binding. Gene Ontology annotation, cellular component: integrin complex; external side of plasma membrane. Gene Ontology annotation, biological process: cell-cell adhesion; cell adhesion mediated by integrin; leukocyte migration. The coding region runs from base 114 to 3527 and encodes 1137 amino acids. The transcript has 26 exons. The record is from RefSeq and is a predicted model, not a curated record. Lineage: Eukaryota; Metazoa; Chordata; Actinopteri; Salmoniformes; Salmonidae.
UAACAACAGAAGCAUUCAGCAGGUCAUGGAAUUCAGCAGCGAAUCCUGAGCGAGGGGUAGUGGAACAACCAGCACAGCAUUGAACUAUAGUGGUACCCUUAGGUGCUAACGCAAUGGUGCACCCGAGAAUAUAUUUUCCAAUUCAUGUGGCACUUAUUUGUUUGCUAGAAUGGACCCAUAUAUCAGGCUUCAACCUGGAUACCUUGAAUGUCCUGAGGAAAGACGGAGAACCGGGCAGUUUAUUUGGAUUCUCUCUAGCCAUGCACCGGCAACUUAAUCCUUCAGAUAAAACAAUACUGUUGAUUGGAGCACCAAGAGCCAAAGCACUGGCUAACCAGAGAGCCAACAUAACCGGUGGCCUGUACAGUUGUGACAUCACCACCGAAUCCGAUGACUGUGACCGCAUCGAUUUUGACAAUGAAGAGGAUGUGAGAGUUGAGAACAAGGAGAACCAGUGGAUGGGGGUGACAGUUAACAGCCAGGGCCCCGGAGGGAAGAUUGUGACCUGUGCUCACCGCUAUCAGAGACGUCUGUUUGUGGACACUGCUCAGGAGUCCCGUGACAUCACAGGUCGCUGCUACAUCCUGAGUCAGGACCUCACUAUUGAUGCAUCCUCUGAUGAAGAUGGAGGGAACUGGAGGUUCUGUGAGGGGAGAGCCAGAGGCCAUGAGAGGUUUGGCUCCUGUCAGCAGGGUCUGGCUGCCACUUUCACCAAGGACUACCAUUACGUGGUGUUUGGAGCGCCUGGCGCCUACAACUGGAAAGGCAUAGUACGUGUAGAGCAAAAGAACAACACUUUGUUGGAAAGGGGAUUUUAUGAUGAUGGGCCUUAUGAAGUUGGAGAUGAGAACCGCUUGGAUCCUGACCUGGUCCCUGUGCCUGCUAACAGCUACUUAGGCAUCCUGUUCAUGACCAGUUUGUCUGCUGCCAACGCUGAUCAGUUUCUGUAUAAGUCGCCUUCUCUACAGGUCAGCCCUGAGAAAAGUCUGGAUGUGACGACCAAUAGUUUCUUAGGGUUUUCCAUUGAUUCUGGGCAUAGCAUCACCAAGGGGCGUGGCCUGACAAUUGUGUCUGGGGCACCGCGAGCCAAUCACUGUGGGGCUGUGGUCCUGUUGAGAAAAGAGAAUGAAGCGUCCGCAAGACUCUCCCCAGAGUACAUUCUAGAAGGGCCUGGACUGGCAUCUUCUUUUGGAUAUGAUGUAGCUGUGGUCGACCUGAAUGGAGAUGGGUGGCAGGAUAUUGUUGUGGGAGCCCCUCAGUUCUUCAUGAAAGAGGGAGACUUUGGAGGAGCUGUUUAUGUCUACAUCAACCAGGCAGGAAAGUGGGACAAGAUCACCCCAAUCCGCCUCAAUGGAACCAAAGACUCAAUGUUUGGGCUGGCAGUGGAGAACAUCGGUGACAUCAAUCAGGACUCCUUUCAAGACAUUGCUGUUGGAGCACCCUACGCUGAUGCCGGGGCAGGAAAAGUGUACAUUUACCAUGGUUCUGCUAAUGGAAUCAACACCAAGCCUGCACAGAUCCUUGAGGGAAUGCCCAACAACAUCAGAUUAUUUGGAUAUUCUCUGGCUGGGAAUAUGGAUUUAGAUAAGAAUUCCUAUCCUGAUAUAGCUAUUGGGUCUCUCUCAGAUACAGUUCUCGUUUACAGGGCAAGGCCAAUUAUUAGCAUUAAGAAGGAUGUCAAAAUUACUCCAAAGGAAAUUGACUUCACAAAGAAAACCUGUGGCAACAGCAUCUGCUUGACCGUGGAGGCAUGUUUCACCUAUAAAGCAAACCCUGUAUCUUACAGCCCAAAACUAACUAUCCGCUAUGCAUUUGAGGCUGAAGCAGAUCGCAGGAAGCAAGGGCUUCCCUCUAGGAUCCUCUUCCUCAACAACUCUCGCACCGACCAGGACUUCCAAUCGACCGGAACUCUGGACCUACGGGGACAAAACAAAAGAGCUUGCACUAAGACAAAAAUCAAACUGCAGGAUAACAUUAGGGACAAGCUGCAUGGUAUUCCCAUUGAGGUGUCAUUGGGAAUCCAGGGUACCAAGCGUCAGAAGAGGCAGAACUCUCUCCCCCAGCUUGUGCCUAUUCUUGACAACUCCCAGCCAAGUAAGGUCGUCACUGAGGUGAACUUCUUAAAGGAGGGAUGCGGAAAUGAUAAUAUUUGCCAGAGUAGCUUACAACUGGAGUACAGAUUCUGCUCCAAAGAGCUCAACCAAGAUAUAUUUCCCCCAUUACCUAUGGAGAAUGGGCUACCAGUGAUAUCCCUCAGUGAUCAGAAGGACAUAGCUCUGGAGGUGACAGUGAAAAACAGAAAUGGGGAUGAUGCCCAUGAGGCUAAGCUGGUGGGGAUUUUCCCCAACGCUCUCUCAUACUCUGGUUUCCGCUCUCAGAAAAUGACAAGGGAUAAACCGGUUCUCUGUUUAGCCAAUCAGAAUGGCUCCCAAACAGAGUGUGAACUGGGGAAUCCAUUCAAGAGAGAUUCAGAGGUUACCUUCUACAUAAUCUUGAGCACUGCUGGUAUCUCUCUCAAUACUGCAGAAAUUAAUAUUGACCUUCAGCUUCAAACGACCAGUACACAGGACAACAUGGGAAGAGUGAAAGCAAAGGCUAAAGUAGUGAUUGAGCUGUUACUUUCUGUUGCAGGAGUUGCGAGACCCUCCCAGGUGUAUUUUGGGGGUGAUGUGAAAGGAGAGAGUGCCAUCAAGACAGAAGAGGAGAUCGGCAGUUUGAUUGAUUAUGAAUUUAAGAUAAUCAAUUUGGGUAAGCCGUUGAAGUCCUUUGGCACAGCCUCGUUGAACAUCCAGUGGCCCAAAGAGAAUGUGGAUGGGAAAUGGCUGUUAUAUCUGGUCAAGAUCAGCAGUACUGGCCUGGAAGAGAUCCCCUGCUCCCCAGAGACUGAGAUCAACUCUCUCAAACACAUUCAGGAGUCCAGCACAUCUAGGACAAAGCGGGAAGAUGGAGGCAAAAAAUCUGGAGGCAAAAAAUCUGGAGGCAAAAUUACUUUAUUGGACCAAAAAAAGCACAAGAUUUUGAUGUGUGGCAAUGGCUAUGACGCUAGAUGUGUGGUGAUCAAGUGCCCUCUACAGGGCUUGGACAGUAGUGCAGUGAUUGCGCUGCGAUGCCGUCUGUGGAACGCUACCUUCCUUGAGAAUUAUGCCUCUUUGAACUAUCUUGAUAUAAUUGUGAAAGCUUCCAUCAGCCUUGAUGCUCCUGCAAAGAAUAUGGUUCUCAGGAAUGCUGAGACUCAGGUGAGAGUCACGGUGUUUCCAGAGAAGGCAGUAACCCAGUAUGGUGGCGUUCCAUGGUGGAUCAUCCUUGUGGCUGUCCUGGCUGGUAUUCUGAUGUUGGCAUUGCUAGUGUUUCUACUCUGGAAGUGUGGAUUUUUCAAACGUUCCGAACAUGAUGACAGUGUUCCAAGAUACCAUGCUGUACGGAUAAGGAAAGAGGCUCAUCAGUUCAAAGACCGGAAAGCCAAGCUUGAUUCCUUUGAGAAAAAGCAGUGGAUGACAAGCUGGAAUGAGCAUGUGAACUCCUCAUAAGACACUUGACUGUUGGGAUGCUGUCAGAGACCAGAAUCUCCCGUUUUUCUAAACAUCCCAGUGUCACGAACCCAUUGAUCUUAGUUAUUUAUUUUGCACAGUCUAAACUCCAUUGACUGCAUUUGUGAAGCAAACUCCAAAAUAUACUUUUUCUAUUCUCCCGAAGGAUUCUCAGAUCAAAACUGUGUCCUAUCCUGAGGAAAUGAGAAGCAUCACAUCUUACAAUUCAUUUUUUCUGAAUUGGGACUUUUUAAAUAAAUUAUCUGCCACUGAUACUGUUUAUUUCUUUUGAGCAUAAACAGUUUCAAUCCAAUGUUUAGCUGAAGAUAAUUUUUUUUGGGGGUGGGGGUCAGUUUUGUCCAAUUUAUUGUACUGUAUAGACUGGAACAUUUUGUAUGUUUGUAUAUAUUUAAAUACUUUAGCACACUGUAUAUUUAUUUUAGUCAUUAUCUUAAAAACAAAAUGCAUUGGCCAAAUACUUUUUUUAAAUCUAAAGGUUACUUUUCAGUAAGGGCAAAUGUUACUGAUGAUUUUCUAGUGCUACACAGACUAAAAAGUAGCUACAGGUAUUAAGCAAAUAAUAUUGUUUCAAUACACGCUAUUAGGAAUAAUCAGUUAUGUCAGUUAAGAGUUUGAGUUAAAACUAUGAUUCACACCAUACCUUUGUUUAUCCCCCUGUACUGGGAUAUACUUCAGUUAAUAGCAAUGCAGCUGGGACAACUGGAGCCAACAAGCAAUAAAAUGCUGAUUAUUGUUUAGCUAAUUGUAUUUGAAGGACGUGUGGGUCUUGAAGAUGACACAAUAUAUGCACGAAAAUGCAGAUUUCAGAAACAUUUGGAUCUUGUGGAUGAAUAACCUGCAUCAUUGUUUGCUUGUAGUUAUGGCCAGGUCCAGGUGAUGGAGUUUGGACACUCCAAAUUGGUUGUUCUCACAUAGGUUCACUGUGAUAAGAGGUGCAACUAAACUAUUAUUGUUAACAUUUAAAUCUAAAUGUAUGUUUUAUGUGAUUGCCUCUGUAUCAGACUUCAUUAUAUGGAAGCUAUUCAAAGGGAUAUUGCUAUGGAAUGGUGAUCAAUGAGAAAAAUUUAGUAGCCCUACCUAAAAAAAAGUGGGGGGAAAUCACUGGCUAUUCAUUCAUUCCUCAAUUCAGAUGUUUUGAAUACUGUGCAAAUUGCAAUAAAUAGAGAAAUGUAUGGAAGUUG